AUGCCAACGGCAGGCACCGAGCGCAGGCCCGGCGGGUCCCGUCGCCGCCAGCGGGGCCGGCUCCGGAGCGAGCGAUGGCCCGGCGGCUCUGCCGGCCGCACCGCUCGCUGCCUGAGGCGGGCCAGGCACUCCCGGCCCGGGGGCGGCGGGCAGAGAUCCCGCUCCUUCCCGGCGCCAAAGCCCGGGCGCCGCGGACUGCGAGGAGCGGAUAACGCGCCCUGCCCUGUGCGAGGGGCGCGGCCCGCACAGCCCGCCGCUCCCGCACGGUUUCCCCGCCGCCCCGCACCUGCCUCCAAGCCCACUGCCUGCUCCGAGCCCCCACCCUGGCGGGCCGCCGCCCUGCCCCAGUGCGGCCCCGCCGCCACCAAGGGAAAGGGACGGGGAAGGGGCAGCGCGCCGCGCCAGCUGCAGGAGAAGGCGGCUCACCCCGCGCCGGAGGGGAGGUCACCCGGCCUGGCUCCUCCUCCACCGCCGGCCGCCACUCGCGGGGCCCGGGCUGCCCCGACGAACGUCUCGCCUUCGGGCGGCGGAGGAGCGGCGCGGCCUCGCUUUGCCCGACGCGGCGGGACCGGGCUAGCGGAGGCGCUCACGACGCUCCUUCCUCAGCCACCGCCGCCAUCUUGGCCGCCACUCCGCCGGGGGCGCGGGGGGCGGUUCCAGGCGGAGGGAUACAGGCACAGACGGAGAGACAGACACUCACCGUUACCUGGUAACAUCCGCCCGCCCAUGCCCUUCCGCACUGCGCGCGCCCCGCCCGACCCGGACCGCGGAGCCCCCGAGAAUCCCCCGCGCAACUGCUUGGCGGUCGGGAGAAGAGCGGUGGGCGAAGAAACUCCAACUCCCAAGAAAUGGCUCCCCAGAGCCAUUUUUCAUUUGGGAUGGAGAAUUCAAAAAGGUACAACAGGCACAAAGGAAUCGUGGAUAGCACUGCAAGAUGCAUGAUUUCCAUCCAUUAGCAUCUUCAGUUUAUUCCUUGGCCAACAAAGAUAAUCCAAGAAGAAACAAAAAACUUCAGUUCUGAAAUGAUAGAUUUGACUUAACCAGGUGUAUCUGCAGAUUCUUCAGAAAA
Molecule: messenger RNA, 1069 nt
Organism: Camarhynchus parvulus
Lineage: Eukaryota; Metazoa; Chordata; Aves; Passeriformes; Thraupidae
Product: translation initiation factor IF-2-like
Exons: 4
Coding region: 1-942 (313 amino acids)
Source: RefSeq, a predicted model, not a curated record